Molecule: messenger RNA, 812 nt
Organism: Homarus americanus (American lobster)
Lineage: Eukaryota; Metazoa; Arthropoda; Malacostraca; Decapoda; Nephropidae
Exons: 3
Coding region: 16-405 (129 amino acids)
Cellular component (GO): extracellular region
Molecular function (GO): chitin binding
Source: RefSeq, a predicted model, not a curated record
GCUGGGCUAUAUAGGAUGGAGUCCUGUUCAAACUCAACACCAUCUCAACGUACAAGCCUCAUAGCAGUGGAUCACCACAACGCGGCGCAGCCACAGCAUUUUUGUAACAUCAAGGUACCAGACAAGUUGGUGAUGGGGAGGUUGUGGUUCUUCUUGGUGGUGACGCUGAUGGCAGCUUCCUCGUUUUAUGUUGAAGCACAGCUUACAGAACCCUGUACUACAGAGGACGCCAGCGCUUGCGCAGAUGGCGUAUUAAAUAAUAUCUUUCAAUUGGAGCCCGUCGCCAGUGAUUGCUCUACGUACUGUAAAUGUACCGGCCAAGGCAGGGGCAUUGUGUUGGCAUGUCCUCCACUUUUAUUCUUCGACAAAUCUUUAAGAGUGUGUAGUUUCCAGAGGAAUUGUUGAACAGCACAGCCUACUCCAUGAAGCCAUCAGGAGCCUUUUUUAAGUUUUUGAAGAGUUGACCGAUGUGUUUUUGAGUCUUUAACUGACAUCUGUGAACCAUUAAAAUAAAUUGUGUGAUUCAUUUAUAAUUUUUUGGCAUCAACUUAAGUUUUUGUGAAUCAUUAACUGAUGUGUGUGUGUGUGUGUGUGUGUGUGUAUCUUUAAUUAAAGUGGUUGUUUUUUUGUAAUCAUUAACUUAAGUUUUUCAGCCGCUAACAUUAUUCAACAUAAAAUAUGCUUUACAUGAUUAAUCGCCAAUGACACCAGCCAAAAUUAAUGUGAUCAAUGUUACAUUCUGUAAUCUUGAUAUUUUUUAACACUAAUGUUAUUUAUGUGAUGUAACACAAAUAAGGAAUUCUUUACAAAUA